Molecule: messenger RNA, 6151 nt
Organism: Pangasianodon hypophthalmus (striped catfish)
Lineage: Eukaryota; Metazoa; Chordata; Actinopteri; Siluriformes; Pangasiidae
Product: integrin alpha-M
Exons: 30
Coding region: 112-3501 (1129 amino acids)
Biological process (GO): cell-cell adhesion; integrin-mediated signaling pathway; cell-matrix adhesion
Cellular component (GO): external side of plasma membrane; integrin complex
Molecular function (GO): integrin binding
Source: RefSeq, a predicted model, not a curated record
GCUGUCUCACUCUCUGAUGGGUUUAAUAUUGACGUGUUGAACCCAGAGCCAUUCACAGGAAAUAAAGAGGACUUUUUUGGAUACAGACUGCUGCAAUAUCAGUCUGACAAGAUGAAACAAAUUAUCGUCAGCGCUCCAUUAGGCGCAAACAGAUCAGGAGCGAUUUUUAAAUGCACAGUGGAGAAGGGAAACUGCAUCCAUUUGUAUCAGCCAGACUUGAAGGAGAUCAGGUUCUUUGGGAUGUCGAUGGCAGUGAGGACGUCUCCAUCAGCCACGCUCACUAGUUGCAGCCCAAGUUUCUCUCAUGAGUGUGAUGGAAACUCAUAUUUGAACGGAAUCUGUUACCAGUUCAACAGCAAGCUGAACACCGUCACCAACAUCACCGCCGCUUUCCAAGAGUGCACGAAGAAUAAAGUGAACCUGGUCUUCCUUUUCGAUGGCUCCAGCAGCAUGCAAGCCUCCGACUUUGAUAAGAAUAAAAAAUUCAUAUGGGACAUUGUUACAACACUCAAAAACUCAUCCAUCGAGUUUGCUGCUGUUCAGUUUUCUAAGACAUUCAGUACAGUUUUCACCUUUAAAGAUUAUGUUAACGGCGUGGCGAAGAAGAAACUUGAUGAAGAAAAGCACAUGAAGUCACUCACGAACACACACAAGGCCGUUGACUUCACCCUUAAGAAUUUGUUUAAUAAUGUGGAGUCCGGUGCAGAUCCUGAGGCUACUAAAGCCCUGGUCAUCAUCACAGAUGGAAGUCCUUCUGAUAUAAACACUAACGAGAUACAGCGCUGUGAGAAACUCAACAUCGCUCGCUUUAUCAUCGGGGUGGGGAAAAUAGACAAUUUUGAGAAGCUGAAUAAACUUGCCUCAGAGCCGAAAGAGAGCAACAUCUUCAGGAUUGAAAACUACGAUGGACUAAAUGGACUUCUGGAUAAACUGCAAAAUAAGAUCUAUGGCAUCGAGGGAGCUCAGGGAAGGAACUAUAGAGAAGAGCUGUCUCAGAGUGGAUUCAGUGCUGCCAGUGACAAGGACACUCUCAUUCUGGGAGCUGUUGGAUCUGAUAAUUGGCGUGGAAUGCUGUAUGAGGUUACAGGAUCUGAAGCUGGGAUCAGUGAAAUGGAAAUCAAAGACGUAAACCUAAAUAAUGACUCGUACAAUGGUUACUCUGUUGUGGUUGGACGGAGAGACAGAGUUUCUCUUGUGUUCUCUGGAGCACCAAGAUCUAAUCACAGCGGUCAGGUGACUCUGUUUAAAAAGAUGACCCACAAAUGGGAAGCCAUGAGCAACAUCUCUGGAGAACAGAUCGGCUCGUAUUUCGGUGGAUCAGUGUGUGUGUUAGACCUGAACUCCGACAGCAACACUGACUUCCUCGUGGUUGGAGCUCCGCUGUAUUACAAACCUCAUCCUCAGAGAGAGGGACGGAUUUACAUCUACAGACUCACACAGCAGCUGAAGUUGGAGAAGGAGUUGGAGAUAAGUGAAUCAGCUCAGAGUCGGUUUGGGAUGACUCUAGCUGCUGUAGCAGAUCUGAAUGGAGACCAGCUGCAGGAUUUAGCUGUUGGAGCUCCACUGGAAGACAAUCAAAAAGGAGCCAUUUACAUUUACCUCGGCAACCAUGAACACGGCAUCCGCCCCAAGUACAGCCAGAGAAUUGCGGCAAGUUCCAUCUCUAAGCAGCUUCAGCAUUUCGGUUUGGCGAUCGAUGGUGUGAUGGACAUGGGACAGGAUGGUCUGACGGACAUUGCUGUUGGAGCACAAGGGAUCGUUUUACUCCUGAAAACUCGGCCGGUUGUGUCCAUAUCAGCGAAGCUCAGUUUCUCUCCCUCUGAAAUCAGCCUGAAUAAGUUCGACUGCCUGGGCAGCUCGGAAAAUGCAUUUGCCGUCAUUACUCUCAGCACCUGCUUCAGUAUGACAGAGAACACCAACAGCAAAGGGGCAGUGAAGAGUGGUCUGAACGUGUCGUUGGAGCUCAAUGCUGAUGCUGUGAGACAGGACAGUCGGGCGUUUUUCAUUAAGGAAGAGAAGACGUCCAGGAGUCUGGUGAUGUCUGUGCUGCUGAACUCAGAGUUUUCCUGUUACAACCAUACAGUCUAUAUGCACAGCUGUGUGAAGGACACAGUGUCUUCGGUGUUAUUCCGACUCAACUUCCACCAGUCUGAUCAUCAGCCGAACAGCUCCAACUCCAUACUCAACAUCGACAGCAAGACCACGGCUCAUGUAGAGGUUCCCUUUCAGAUUAACUGCAAAAACAGGAGCUGUGUAUCAGACCUGCAGCUGGACUUUAACUUCCUGAACAGCACAUUGCUGGUGGUGGACCAGGCAUCUUUUAUCAUCCAUGUGACUCUACUGAAUAAAGGAGAUGACUCGUUCAACACCAGUGUGGUUCUUUUCUACCCUCCUGGAUUAUCACUCUCGAUGUUCAAGACCAUUGAGUGGAACAGAAGGACUCUGAGCAGUUGUGGAGAUCGUGAUGAUGGAGCACUGAAUAAAACCACCUGCAGUAUCAGUUUACCGGUUUAUCGCAGAGACACGCGUGCCGUGUUUGAGGGUGUGUUCCGCAUCUCACACUCUUACAACUGGACUGACAGCAUGCAGAUGACACUUGUGGCCAGCAGUGAUAACAAUGGAAAUAAAAGUAACCCCACAGUGAUGAAGACUCUGCCUGUUCAGUUCAGUGUAGAUGUGGCCAUCAGCCCUGUUCCUGAGCUUUGUAAAACAUAUCUGAAUUUAUCUUUGGAAGAUAAAGGCCCAAAAAAUAUCACUCUUGUGUAUAAGGUGAGUAAUCUGGGACUAAAAGCUCUGCCUGUAGCAGUAAGCUUCCGGAUGCCUUCUCAGACAAACUUGCAUGAUCUGCACAAUCACACCAUCACUGUGUCUCAGAAUGUUACAGCCUGUAACAUCGUACCGCCUGAGAAACAUGCUGACUGUCCAUUUAAGCGGUGUGUGAACUUCAUGUGUCAUUCGUUCUCACUGGAUCCCCGGUCUGCUGUCCAGUUUGAGCUGAGGAUGCUCAUCAGCUUCCCUAAUAAACAACAAUACACAGGGAAAUUGUCUUUCAGUGAAUUUAGGAAGGAAGAUGAUUUUUCUGUCUUUGCUCAGCUGGACUAUGAUAAAAAGCUUUAUCAUCAGAUAUCCAGUGAGAACGACACGAGCAGAUUUCACCAGGCUAAGAUCAGUGUGAAAGCAGAGCUGGUCAUUCCUCCUGAUAUGAUUAUGAUCUGUGGAACAGGUGGAGGAGGUGGAUUUCUCCUGCUCAUCAUCAUCAUCAUAGUGCUGUUGAAGUGUGGUUUCUUUAAGCGUACACGUCAUGAAUUGUGUGAAGGAGGGAAUGAGAACAGUGCUGAAGAAGAAGAUGAAGUGUGCAGUGCUGAAACAAAUGGAAAGAUGGAAGAAUGUCCUUCCACAUCUGAAGAGAAACCGUUCAUCCCCGCUGGAGGAAACAAUGUUGUGUCAGAAAAUGGAGGGAGGGAGAAUGGAGAAAUGGAGAAAGGAGAAAGUGUGGAGUGAAAAGUCUUCACUGAUUGAGCUACUGAUUGUUUAUUAGCAUGAUUCAACUUCUUUAGCUUAGCUACAGUCCCCUCUGAAAAUAUUGGAACAGCAAGGCCAAUUCUUUCCUUUUUGUUAUACACUGAAGACAUUUGGGUUUGAGAUCAAAAUAUAUGAAGAUAUGAAUAUGAAGCGAUAGAUCAGAAUUUCAGCUUUCAUUUCCAUCUACAUUUACAUCUAGAUGUGUUAAACAUCUUUUUGGUGGCAGACCACCCAAUUUUUUGUGAACAAAAAUAUUGGACCAUGUGACUGACAGGUGUUUCUUGUUGCCCUGUUAGAUUGAUCAUUUAAACAAUUAAUAGCUCUGAAUGUCUACUCUUGGUUUGAGCCCUGGGUUUCAUCUGUGAAGACUGCAUUUGUUGUUAAAAAGGAUAAACCUACAUGAAAACCAGAGAGCUGUCUAUGGGAGAAAAGCAAGGCAUUUUGAAGCUGAGAAAAGAGGGAAAAUCUAUCAGAGCCAUUACACAAGCAUUGGGCUUAGCCAAAUACAACAAUUAGGAAUAUCCUGAAAAAGAAAGAAACGUUUACAGUUACAGUUAGAAGCCCAGUAGACACCCUUAUCCAGAGUGACAGUAUAGUAAGAAAAACACAGACAACACAAUAUUUUUUUAAAAUAAAGUACUAAUUUAUGUAUUCCAUGAACAGGUAGAUCUUUAGUCAUUGUUUGAAGUCUGCCAGUGACAUCUAGGAGAAAUUCAUUCUACCACUGAGGUGCCAGAACAGAGAAGAGUCUUGAUGACUGUAGAGUCUGAAUAGAGCAGUGCUAGAGGAUCAGAUGGAGCGUGGUGCAGUGCGGGGUGUGAUAAGUUCCUUGAGGUAAGUGGGUGCUGGUCCGUUUUUGGUUUUGUAGGCAAGCAUCAGUGUUUUAAAUCUUAUGUAGCAGCUACAGGAUGCCAGAGGAGGGAGCGUAGCAAUGGGGUGGUGUGGGAGAACUUGGGGAAGUUGAGAACAAGUCAUGAACAAAGCUCCAUUCUGGAUCAGUUGCAGAGGACGAAUGGCGCUCAGAGGCAGAGCUGCCAGGGGCGAGUUGCAGUAGUCCAGUCUCGAAAUGACAAGGGACUGAACAAGCACCUGAGUGGCCUGUGGGAAUAGAAAUGGACGAAUCCUUCUGAUGUUGUAAAGGAGAAAUCAGCUUGAGCAUGUCAGCUUAGCAGCGUGAAAGGAAAAAGACAGUUGAUUGUCCAUGGUUACCCCAAGGUGCGUGCAGUGACAGAAGGUGAGAUCAGACCUGCAAACCACUCAUCAGCAGUAAGAAUCAGAAAACCAGAUUGGAAUUCCAGAGAAUACGGAAAUGAGCCACAAACGUUCUGGAACCAAGAAUAACCUCUACCAAAGUGAUGGAAAGGCCAAAGUGUGGAGAAAGAAAGAACCUGCUCAUGAUCCAAAACAUACGAGCUCAUGGGUGGAGCUUGGUGGAGGUAGUGUCAUGGAUUGGGCUGCUUCUGGAACAGACUUACUAAUCUUUAUUGAUGAUGGAACUCAUGAUGAUAGCAGCAGAAUGCAAUGAAAAGAAGAGUGCAGCAGUUUGGUGAUGUCAUUGGGUCACUGGCUUAAUGCAGUUAUUGCAAGCAAGAGACAUGCAACCAAAUAUUAAGUGUUAUUUACUUUAAUUUACUUUAGGACUAUCUGUUCCUAUAUUUUUGCUCACAAAUAAUUGAGUGGUCUGCUACACAACUGCUACCCAGUGCUGUUCUAAGUUGUUUAACACGUCUAGAUAUAAAUAUGCGGAAAUGAAAGCUGAUAUUCUGAUCUAUCGACUCACAUUUAUCUUUUGAUCUCAAACCCAAAUGUCUUCAGUGUAGAGCAAAAACAAUAGAGUUGGCCUUGUGUUCCAGUACUUUCAGUGGGGACUGUAUAAUGCUGUAUUUGUAACUCUGUGAUUCAUUUAUCAUUGCAGUAUAUUUACUUUUGUAUAAGAGCUUAUCAGCAAAAAUAUCUUAUCUUUUAUUCACUGCAUCAAUUAAUUAAUUGACUUAGGUAUAUUUACUCAUCUAUUAUUCAUAUAUAUUUACUCACUCAUCAGAUGCAGUGAAUGUGCAGUGUUUAAAUUUACAAUCCCAGAACUAUGAUGAUGAAUAGUCACUAUAUCAGAACUUCAGAACCUCAGAGGAGAUAUAAUAAUGUGUCUGUAUGAGUGUUUUUAUUGCGAGGGUUAGGAGGCUCCAAUAUGGUGGUUAUCAGUGUUUUACAACAAAAUAUUAGAGAAAAACAAAUUUUUGGAUAUAAGAUUAUUUCAGUUUAAUAAAAUUGUUUAUAAAAUAAUAGAGUGUAUAUAGAGUGCUUAUAAAAUUAUUUUAAGGAAACAAGGAAAUUUUCUAAUAGUGAAGAAUUUGAAUUAUUUUAAAGUCUUUUAAACCUCUGACUGGGCAGAUACAGAGAGUGACCACUAGAUGGUGGUGGUCAUCUAAUUUUCCCAGACAGAAACUGCUGGAAGAAAUUAUUAACUCCUGUAAGUUAGAUCAGAAAGUUGCAGUGCAUCAUGGGUAAAAGUUCAUGUCACCUUGUCACCAUGUCAACUUAAUACUCAGACCACCAAUUAAAGAUACUGUAAUAAUAACCAGAAAUACCAUACUUAUUACUUAAAUAAAAACCUGGAUAAAAGUUUACUAAA